AUGUCGCUGCCGCGCCUUCGCGCGGCCUCCUGUGCCGCCGCAGCCGCCGCGGCGAUCGGCUACGGCGCGUACACUCUCAGCGCGGCGCCUGGCCCUGACCGCCUCGAACGGUGGCACGCGAAGUGGGCGAGCAAGCAGACCCGCUGGCACCUGCAGCAGGAGCACCCGCUCCUCGUGCGGUACCGCGCGGACCUCUUCGGGCCGCAGCCGCGCCACGACUCGCCCUCGCCAAAGGCGACUCGCUCGAACGUCCUCUUCCCGCUGUGCGGCGCGAGCGUCGACCUGGCUGCGCUGGCGCUGCGGGGCUAUCGCGUGGUCGGCGUCGAGGGCGUUGGGGCGGCGGUCGACGCUCUGCUCGAGACGUUUGGGGACGAGGUUGAACAGGCGCCGCCAAGUGUGUCUGGGUCGCUGAGGCUGCGGACGGCCGUAGCACCGGGCGAGGCGGGGUCGGACGCGCCGGCGGUGCUGAGGGCUGUGGAGGGCGACUUUCUACACCUCUCCCCGAGCGCCGCGGACGCGCUGGGCCUGCCGAGAUUCGACGCGGCCUUCGACCGCGGCGCUCUCGUGGCGGUGCUGCCCGAAGACCGGGAGGCGUACGUGGCGACCCUCGCCGGCCUCAUGGCGCCAGAGGGGCGGGUGCUGCUGGUGGAGCACGACGGCUUCGCCGGCCCUCCGUACGAAGUGCGAGAGGCGGACGUGCGCGAGCUCUUCUCGCCCGCCUUUGCGGUGCGGCCGCUGCAGCGCGAGGACCGGAUGGGCGCGGAGCCGCACUGGAGGGAGCGAGGGUGCACACGCUUCGAGGAGGCGGCGUACCUCCUCACGCGCCAUCGAGCAGGGUAG
This is a messenger RNA of Emiliania huxleyi CCMP1516, 840 nucleotides long. RefSeq lists its product as hypothetical. NCBI's taxonomy places the organism in Eukaryota, Haptophyta, Isochrysidales, Noelaerhabdaceae. Bases 1 to 840 code for a protein of 279 amino acids. The transcript is spliced from 2 exons. Gene Ontology annotation, molecular function: thiopurine S-methyltransferase activity. The record is from RefSeq and is a predicted model, not a curated record.